This is a messenger RNA of Onychostoma macrolepis, 1636 nucleotides long. It is a transcript of the gene alx3, whose product is annotated as ALX homeobox 3. The record is from RefSeq and is a predicted model, not a curated record. The transcript has 4 exons. Bases 80 to 1225 code for a protein of 381 amino acids. Gene Ontology annotation, molecular function: DNA-binding transcription factor activity, RNA polymerase II-specific; RNA polymerase II transcription regulatory region sequence-specific DNA binding. Gene Ontology annotation, biological process: regulation of transcription by RNA polymerase II. Lineage: Eukaryota; Metazoa; Chordata; Actinopteri; Cypriniformes; Cyprinidae.
GCUUAUACACUAACUUGUCCCCUGUUGAUAGCAUCCUGGUUCACUAUUUGCGCUCUCGUGCUCGGGACGGGACGGGGUGAUGGAGACUGAGAGUUGCCUGUCUUUCUCCUCGCCUUCAAACAGGAUCACGCCAGAGAAUUCACCGGGUUUGGAGCAUAAUUCCGGCGCGUUCUUUCAGUGUGACGACCUCCAAAAGUCUCCGCAUCUUCCUCUAGCGCAUCGACAUGAGUUUUUUAUGGGACGCUACACUGACGGCGGCACCGCGGACUUUACGCACGGCGUCAGCACUUCAACUCCCCGCGCCUCGCCUGGAAAGCAUACAAAGUAUUUGGAGAAUAUGAACCAGGACCAAAAACCUUCGAUUACAGAGAAGAACUCGUCAUUUUAUGAGACUAAUUCUGAUGCAGGAGAUAAGACCGUACCCAAGGCCCUUGGAUAUCCCGCUCUAGACUCGGAGUGUUGUGGAAAACUGAAAGAGCCAUCCAACGGGUUGCCUGGAGACUCCAUCGCUGACUCCAUUGACCUGUCAGGCAAGAACAAGAAGCGGAGAAACCGGACAACUUUCAGCACCUUUCAACUGGAGGAGCUGGAGAAGGUCUUUCAGAAGACACAUUACCCAGAUGUGUAUGCACGGGAACAGCUGGCACUGAGGACGGAGCUCACGGAGGCAAGAGUGCAGGGCGUAUAUUUCUACCAUUCAAUAAUUAAGAUAUGGAUAUAUAUGGAUAUUCAGGUGUGGUUCCAAAACAGACGGGCCAAAUGGAGGAAAAGAGAGCGUUACGGGAAGAUGCAAGAGGUGCGAAACCACUUUGCUGCUACAUACGAUAUUUCCCUUCUCCCUCGCUCCGACUCAUACCAGAUGCAAAAUAACCUAUGGCCAAGCAGUGCGGGAACGGGAGGCGCCGGCGGAGCGGCCAGUGGUUGUGUUCUGGGAGCGGAAAACAUGGCAUCGUCCUGUAUGACCCCUUACCCCCAUCCUCACGGCAACCUACCCGGGCUCAUGGGUAUGUCUGCGUCUCCAGGCCAUCCUCAUCAUCAUCAUCAUCAUCAUCACCCGCCCCACCACCCUAGCAUUAAUGGGAUAUACUCACUCCAUGGCUUCCCAGGAAGCCUGGGGGCCCAUUCCUUUGAGCCUGGACCAGAGUCUGAAUACAAGCCCUCAGGCCUGGUGGCCCUGCGCAUGAAAACCAAAGACCCCGGGAGCCUGUUAUCCUGGCCGACAUGACCGCGCAGCUGCAACCGCGAUUGUGAUGACAUCACUGAGCCAACAAACAGUUAGCAUGCCUGCGCAUGUUAGUGCUACUCAGAAACACACAACUGAUAGACACUUUUUUAACGCUCAAUGUACACAUCUCUUUUUUCCAGAUGUUUUCACUGCAAAGAUGCAUCUGAUGCCCGGAAUUUUUUUUUUUUUUUUGUCUUGAUCUGUUUCCCUAUGGAAGCAUCUCGUUUGUUUGUGUGUUUGUUGAAAUUCUAUGAGCCAUAAUGGGCUUUGCACACAACUUGCCUUAAUAUAAAAUUCUUCCUGGGAUACUUAAAUUGUAAAAAUGAUGUAAUGUUAAUUACCAAAGAGGAUGUGCAACAUGUUUAUUUAAGUAUGUUAAUGUUAAUCUCAUAGUUUCAGUGUAUGCAGUGG